GUGAUCGCACUCAUAUUAUAGAGAAAACAAAAACCUGACGGAGACGCGUUGUUUUACUAUUUAAAGCAAAAUCGGAUGAAAUAAAUGUUUUUCUUUUCUCAAGCGGAGAUUCAGUAAUUUGGAUUAUUAUCGUUUAGAUCGAUUUGACACAUAACCGAAACGUCAAAUUGAAAUUUCAUGUUUAACGUGUUGUUUCGAAACGCAAACUUUAUUAAAACGUCAUCAUUAAACAUUUACCUGUUUUAUUAUUGUUUUUCUGUGUGUUGAAAGAAAUAAAGAAAGAAAAAUAAAAUUCAUGUUGGCAAUAUUCUCAUUUCUCAAGAAGAGAAAGCGCAAUUUUUCCGUAUCAAAACAUUUUUUUGGUUGAUAGAGAGAAUAUUAAAUGUUUUAUUUUGUUCUAAUUGAAAAAUUUGUUUAAUUUUAUUAAAAGGAGUGAUACAACUUAAUCUUGAUCACAUCCACUUGAAGUGUUUGUUAUCAAUUUGAAUUUCGAAAAAGUGGGUGUAUCAAAUACUUAUCAAUCUGGGUGUUUUUUAAUAAUACAAUUAAAAUUGUUUAACAAGUGCACAGUUUAUGAAUCAUACAAAAUCUACAUCAAUUUGGAUUACGAGAUCAAAUGUACAUGAAAAUUUAAUUAUUUAUGCUGAUUCCACAACAAAAGGAUUACAUCUACCAUUCAAGCGCUUUGUUCUUCAUUUCAUUCUAUUCUGGGCUUAAUUCAUUUAUAGUUAUGCCGCAAGUAAGAAGUUAGUUGUUAUCCGCUUUAUCGGAUUUAAGGCUAUUUUUUUAAAAAAGAAAUGGCUUCUCCAAUGAGUGCUAUGACGCUCUAUCGCACUCCAGGUGGUAUGUGCAACUCACCACCCAUCCUUAACCAACAACAAUUGCAACUUCAACAACAACAACUUCCACAACAGCAGCAACAAAUGUACUUUAACAACAAUAAUGAACACAAACGUAUAAUGCAAUUGCUGAGUGCUCCAGCAAUUUUGUCACCAAUGGAACCAACGUCAAAGGGACUUCUUAAUGGACCCGGCCAGAAUAAUUGUUUCCUCAAUUGUGCUGUUCAGGUUUUGUGGCACUUGGAUGCUUUUAGAAGAUCAUUCAGACAAUUGAAUCAGCACGUAUGCAGUGGGCAAGAUUGUAUAUUUUGUGCUUUAAAGGAACUUUUCCAACAACUUCAAACAAGUUCCGAGCCAGCACUAUGUCCGGAACCACUUCGUCGUGCUUUGGCAAGUGGGCCAUUAGCUGGAAGAAGAUUUCCAUUGGGAUGUUUAGGAGAUGCAGCUGAAUGCUUUGAGCUUUUAUUGCAUCGUGUACACUCACAUAUUUCACCGGAUGAUGGAGAUUCCUGUGAGUCACAGGCAUGCAUUGCCCAUCGUCGUUUUGCGAUGCGUGUUAUUGAACAAAGCGUCUGCAAGUGUGGUGCUAACUCCGAACAGUUACCUUUCACUCAGAUGGUUCACUAUGUUUCGGCAUCAGCCCUGACAUCACAAAACAAUUUGGCCAUUCAAAAUCACCAACAACUGACUUUUGGCCAACUACUCCGUUCGGCGGGAAAUAUGGGCGACAUACGUGACUGUCCGAAUUCCUGUGGCGCUAAGAUCGGUAUUUGUCGUGCACUGCUCAACCGACCAGAUGUUGUGUCAAUCGGUAUUGUUUGGGAUUCGGAAAGACCUGCAGCGGACCAGGUUCAUGCUGUCUUAAAGGCCAUCGGUACUACAUUAAGAUUGUCUGAUGUCUUCCACCAAGUGUCUGACCAGCGUUGGGCACAAACCGUCCAACACGAACUUGUUGGCAUUGUUUCCUAUUACGGAAAGCACUACACUACUUUCUUCUUCCAUACCAAGCUCAAGGUUUGGGUGUACUUCGAUGAUGCCAAUGUUAAGGAAGUUGGUCCCAAUUGGGAAGGAGUUGUUGACAAAUGCAGCCGUGGACGGUAUCAACCAUUGUUGUUGCUCUAUGCAGUUCCCCAAGCACCAGCUGGACCGCAAAUGCCCCCACAAUAUAUUCAAGAACUUAUACAAUCGACUGCCCGGCGGGCCAUCACGCCCAGUCCUGAGAAACCCAUAAUGGGUAAUACCCGUCGUGCCAUAACGCCAACUCCAAUUCGAUCACCGAACGAUUAUCAGAAUCUCAGUGUUAUUCAGAGCAAGAUCUUCCCGUCUUCAGACGAAACCGAUGCUUAUAUUAGCCGCAAAACUGUUGAGAACGUUCUAAACGCACAAUAUCAAAAUUUAAGCGUGAUUCAAGAUAAAAUCUUUCAAAAUGGAAAUCAGUCGUUGGAAGACAAAGAAGGAGGAUUUUUGAAUCGCAAACCUAUUGAGAACACAUUGAAUUCUCAGCUAGCCCGAAAGCACCAUUUGAAUCUUCAUCGUAGUUUGAGUGCUGAGUCGGGACAAGUGGCCAAUGGCUCGCCACCAAGUGAUGGUCUUACGAUUCCAGAUCACCUGAAUCAGCCGAGGCGACGUGAUUCGGGAAACUGGAGUGGUGAUAGAAACAGUGCCAGUUCGGCUUCUUCUACAACUCUUGAUAAUCCUUACCUUUAUAUGGUAGGCAAACGUGGAGGACCUGCUGCGGUCCCCCAAAGCCCAACGAGGCAAGCUGGUAUGCCCUACGACCCGGGCUAUGACUCGUUCUCGCUAUCAUCAACAGAUUCUUAUCCACCGAAGCACCACAACCCCCAACUAGCUAAGAUUCCAGAAUCGGUAGUGCUUACCGGAGACUGUGAAAAGCUAUGCCAAGAAGCCGAUCAGCUCCUCGAGAAGUCCAGAAUAGUUGAGGAAUCUCAUGACUUGGAAACCGCUCUGGUACUGUGCAAUGCUGCAGCAGGCAGAGCUCGAGCAGCAAUGGAUGCUCCCUACAGCAACCCACACACUAUGACCUUCGCUCGAAUGAAGCACAAUACUUGUAUAAUGAGAGCCAGAAGUCUUCAUCGCAGAAUAUUAGUUGAGAAGGGCAGCGAUCUAGAGACCAAUUAUCCACCAGAGUUGAUAAAGAACAUCAUGGCUGGUGGCAGCGUCAAGCACGUCCGUCAAAACAGCAAGGAUAAGACUCUUGAAAAAUCUGUUAGCAAGAAUAUUGAGAUCUAUGCAACUUUGCCCAAGAAAAAGACCCCAAUCAAGGCGUCUAUUCUUGCUGACGACAAUGCAAUUGAAUUUGAUCCACCGGCAAAGCCGGAGAGGGAAAGCCGCAGCAUCUUUGGACGCAGCAAGGAAAAGGACAAGCGAAGUCGCAGUGAAGAUCGCAACAAGAUCACACGAGAGUUUUCGGUAGCUGAGACUCUGCUUGUAAAUGCCAAGGACACCCUCAAGAAGCACAAAGAAGAUAAAGAUGAGAAAAAAGAAAAAGAUAAAAGCGGUAAGAAGCAACACAAAAUCCGCAGGAAGCUUCUUAUGGGCGGCUUGAUUAGAAGAAAGAACCGAUCUAUGCCUGACCUAACUGAAGCAAAUGCUGUGGAGGAGCAACAACAAAAGGAAAAGCCAGCUCCAACUAUGGUAUCGGUAGAUGAUAGUACCGUGGGCUUGAACAAAAACAACACGAGUGGAUACAUAUCGGAAGGACAUUUCGAUUAUCGCGAGACAAGCAAUGCAAAUCCAAACCUUGAGCGCAGCAAGCUCAUGAGAAAGAGCUUCCAUGGUAGUGGUCGGCAGUUAACAGUUGUUGCGAAAGUAGCUCCACCACCACCUUUAAGGACGAGUUCUGCCUUAACUCAACAAGACCAAGCCAUCCAACCCUUCCACGAAGCAAAUCUCUCAAACAUAUCCAGCAUGAGUGAAGAUUCCUGCCAGACUAUCAUCACUACCUGUGCACAGGUUCACUCAGAACAGUCUCCAAUGAAGCACGAUGAGCAGAACAACAGCUACAAGAAUCCAUAUGGCUAUGCAGAUGGAGGAGUUGAUGAAGUCGAUGGCCGUCUUAUGGACUCAACACUCGAUCUUCCACCAUAUCCAAGUCCACCAGCAUCAGCUUGCCAUUCGAGACAGGCGAGUGAGGAUUUCCCACCACCUCCUCCGGAAAUUGAUAUGGAACCACUUAAUCAGCAAAUUAAUCAGAUCCAAGCUCUCGAGGCAAAUAAAAUCCGCAAUCUGGAAACUCUUGAAGGCACCACAAGCAUUUUGGCCCAGCUUCAGCAGCGCCAACACCUUCUGAAGAUGAGAAAAGAUCAGAAUUCUCCCAACACCACUGCCAAUGAUAACUGGCUUAAGGAGCUCCAGAUGAAACAAAGCGACCUUAGAAACAAGAAACCCGACGCUGUGGGUUCUCCAAACAGUGUAAGAGAUCUAGCCAAUCGCUUCGAGCAAACCAAGCUCCAACCACAACCACCACAACAAAUGCCAGAUCAGAAUUCACAAAUCCGGUCGUAUCCAUCGCAGGAGCUUCUCAGCAGUAAACCACAAAUUCGAACGCAAAUGAAUGGUCUUCCAGGUCCAACAGGUUGCAGUGGAGUUGACGAAGUUGACUGCCCUCGACCUCGACUGCCCUCAAACUCGGGACUACCUAAACCGAAGUACGAAAUUGCUCAAAGCCAGAUUGCCGAAGAAAUACGCGAAGUUGAAAUGCUGAACGCAGUAGUCCAGCAAACUCUAAAUAACUCUCAAAACGGCGUUAAGCGAGUCAAGAAGAAGAGCGUUUCAUUUUGUGAUCAAGUCAUUCUCGUUGCCACAGCGGAUGAGGAAGAAGAUGACAGCUUCAUUCCUAACCCAAUUCUGGAGCGCGUCUUACGCACUGCCCAAAAUCCAAAUGACAAAGUCACUGCCCAACUUAUUCAACAGCAACAGCAAAACAUGCUGAGGCUUUCAACUGAAGCGACUCCAAGAAAUAUCUCCCAACAACAACAGCCAAGCCCAACACCCUCCGCAAUGGAUGCCAGGCGAAGCAUGCCUCAAGACAUGCAGCGCUAUAUUCAGAUGAGACACCAGAAUAGUCCAAAAAUGGAAAACAACCGACACGAAAUGACUUAUCCUGGCAGCAACAGUCCACAAUUUCACCAACAACAGUUGAUCCCACCAACGCUACAGCAGCAGCAACAACAACAACUGCCACCACCCCAACCCAACCCAAAUACUAACAGUGCCACACAUAACAUGCGUUCACAAGUUUACACUCCAAUGCAGGACAUUUUCAGGAUGCAAAAUGUACCAGGGCAGAUGAACGGAAGUGCCAAUACUAACACCAACAACUCCAGCCCCCACCUCAAUACAAGCCCACUGACCAAUACUAACGGCUUGGUUCAGCAACUACCGCCACGAACCAGUAUGAGCGGCAUCGCUAGUCUUGCCAACAUGCAACACAUGCAGAUGCUCAGUGGCAACACUGGACAAAUGGACGCCAAUGUAAAUGGCAUCGUUGGAUCGCGAGCCCCAAUCGUCGAUCAACAGGUCUAUCCUAACGCAAAUCCUGCCAGCCGUUUGCAAGUUCCCAAUUUAAAUCAGAGCUAUUUGGUAUCACUGCAAAUGGCAGCACAGAAACAACAGCAGCAGCAACAACAGCAACAGCAGCAGCAACAACAACAGCAGCAGCAAAUUAUGAACCAGCAAUUACCGAACGGUUAUCACAUGAUUUCCCAGCAGAACGGUUACCACCAACUGUCAGAUGAUCGACUCCAUACAAAUGGGCCAUCGCCCUAUCAGAGGGUGCCACUGCCACACGGUGCCUACCCUGGUAACAAUAACUCUCUUCCCCCAAACUCCUCCCCUUAUUUUCAGCCACCAGCACCAUUGAAACAGAUGUCUCAAAAGAAGGUCAGCUUCGAACCCGGCACCAAAGGUGAAGCCGAACUAGCGAACCAGCAGCAAAACACCAACGGCAUGCCAACGCUAGAGAACGCCCAACAGAAUGGCGGUGCAUCUGUCAACGUCACCGUCAUUCCCACCCGUGUCUAUAACAAUGCAAUUGUAAAGGCUUCUGCGAAAGCAGUCGAAUGCAAUUUGUGUCGGAAACGUCACGUUAUCGCACCAGCUGUUUACUGCACAAACUGCGAGUACUAUCUACAAAUGUUGAACAACAGAAGAUAGACGCAAACAUUAAGCGUCCGUGCACACUCGGUCCGUUCCCGCCCUUCCAAAAUAUGGUCUCUCUCACUCUAAGUGCAAAUUAUUUACAAAAGAUCUAAACUUUUAGCUCUAAAACUUAAGUUAUCAAUAAUUUUUUUUUAGAAUAAGAAUUUUAUAUAUUAUGACCCGCCCACAAUAGGCGUGUCUGUGCAUAGUAGAAGGUAAGUAUUUGAAUUGAUAUUGUGAUAUUUAAGUUACAAUAUUUGUUUUUAAAUUUAAAGUUUUUUUAAGUUUUCUAUCUAUAACUUAACAUUGUAUACCCACACAAUUUUAUAAAAAUUAAGAGAAUUAUUUUUUAUGGUUGUACAUAAAAAAUUAUGUGAGUAUACAUUUUAUUGUUUAAAAAUAAUAAUUAAUUUUAAAGAAUAUUAUAUUCUAUUUAAGUUUUACUUUAAUUUUUUUUAAAAGUUUAUUUUAAGCAAAAAAGAAAUGGCGAUACUUUCAAAUGGUGUUGCAACUAUGAGCGUACGUUUUAUAAUGAUUUUUUU
This is a messenger RNA of Eupeodes corollae, 6541 nucleotides long. RefSeq lists its product as uncharacterized. The transcript has 7 exons. Gene Ontology annotation, biological process: protein deubiquitination. The record is from RefSeq and is a predicted model, not a curated record. The coding region runs from base 798 to 6014 and encodes 1738 amino acids. NCBI's taxonomy places the organism in Eukaryota, Metazoa, Arthropoda, Insecta, Diptera, Syrphidae. Gene Ontology annotation, molecular function: cysteine-type deubiquitinase activity.